CUCGGAUGAAAAGAUUUAAAGUUUUGUUUGAAAUACUACACAGUCCGCAUGAUAGAGCGCCAGCAAUCAAAUAGUUUUUGUCAAAAAUAGCAAGCUAUCUACAAGAUAAUUGUUGAAGAGUAAUCCGAGAGGAAAGAUUUGGUAAGAACAAUUUUGGAUUGCUUGCCUAAUGUAACAUAGCUAGCUAACGAAGCAAGCUGAUGUUAGCAAAUAUAGAAGUGCUUAUCGCUUACGUUAGUUAGCUACAGUAGAUAGCUAGUUAAUUAACGGUAGGUAGCUGACUAGUCAGAGUAACAGCAACGUUAUGUUCGCUAACUAAUACAACAUUUGCAUUUUUCAAUUGAAAAACGGUAACGUUAUUUGUUACAGUUGACGAAUUGCAAGAUAGAUCUUCUGCAAACCAUGGCUUCGAACAACUUCAAUGUUGCCAAAGGAUGAGAAGGGAGAAAUAUUCAAAGUCGUUGUGAGAUGCAGGUAGUAACCAGACUGUAUAACCAUUUGGGCCCUAAAAUACAAACAUUGGACAUGGGUGAUGUCAAGCACACUACAUAGAUAUAGUAGCAUUCGGAAAUAUUCAGCCCCUUGAGUUUUUCCACAAUUUGGUUACAGCCUUAUUCUAAAUGAAUUACUAAAAAUUUUCCUCAUCAACUACACACUACCACAUUGACAAGACAAAACUGGUUUAAAAUUUUUGUCAAAUUUUAAAAUAAAAAAAAGAUACCUUAUUACAGUACUAUUUAUGUAUUCAGACCCUUUGUUAUGAGACUCUAAAUUGGGCUGAGGUGCAUCCUGUUUCCAUUGAUCAUCCUUGAGCUGUUAUUACAAUUUGAUUGGAGUCCACCUGUGGUAAAUUCAAUUGAUUGGACAUGAUUUGGAAAAACCUGUCUAUAUAAAGUCCCACAGUUGACAGUCCAUGUCAGAGCAAAAACCAAGUCAUGAGUGCGAAACAAUUGUCCGUAGAGCUCCGAGACAGGAUUGUGUUGAGGCACAGAUCUGGGUAAGGGUGCCAAAAAAAUUCUGCAGCAUUGAAGGUCCCCAAGAACACCGUGGCAUCCAUCAUUCUUAAAUGGAAGAAGUUUGGAACCACCAAGACUCUUCCUAGAGCUGGCCGCCCAGCCAAACUGAGCAAUUGGGGGAGAAGGGCCUUGGUCAGGGAGGUGACCAAGAACCCGAUGGUCACUCUGACAGAGCUCUAGAGUUCCUCUGUGGAGAUGGGUGAGCCUUCCAGAAGGACAACCAUCUCUGCAGCACUCCACCAAUCAGGCCUUUAUGGUAGUGGCCAGACGGAAGCUACUCCUCAGUAAAAGGCACAUGACAUCCCUCUUGGAGUUUGCCAAAAGGCACCCAAAGGACUCUCAGACCGUGAUAAACAAGAUUCUCUGCUCUGAUGAAACCAAGAUGGAACUCUUUGGCCUAAAUGCCGAGCGUCACGUCUGGAGGAAACCUGGCACCAUCCCUACAGUGAAGCAUGGUGGUGGCAGCACCAUGCUGUGGGGAUGUUUUUCAGCGGCAGGGACUGGGAGACUAGUCAGGAGCAAAGUACAGAGAUCCUUGAUGAAAACCUGCUCAGGACCUCAGACUGGGGCAAAGGUUCACCUUCCAACAGGACAACGACCCUAAGCACACAGCCAAGACAACGCAGGAGUGGCUUCGGGACAAGUCUCAAUGUCAUUGAGUGGCCCAGCUAGAGCCUGGACUUGAACUUGAUCGAACAUCUCUGGAGAGACCUGAAAAUAGCUGUGCAGCGAUGCUCCCCAUCCAACCUGACAGAGCUUGAGAGGAUCUGCAGAGAAGAAUGGGAGGAACUCCCCAAAUACAAGUGUGCCAAGCUUGUAGCGACAUACCCGUGAAGACUCGAGGCUGUAAUCACUGCCAAAGGUGCUUCAACAAAGUACUGAGUAAAGGGUCUGAAUAUUUAUGUAAAUGUGAUAUUUCAGUUUUUUAUUUUUUAUACAUUUGCAAACAUUUCUAAAAACAUGUUUUUGCUUUGUCAUUAUCGGGCAUUGUGUGUAGAUUGAUGGGAAAACAACAAUUUGAGUCCAUUUUAGAAUAAGGCUGUAACGUAACAAAAUGUGCACUGUAACUUGGCUUCGCUAAUGUCUCGCUAACUUCUCUGCCCUUUCUUCUUCAGACCGUUCAACAACGCGGAACGCAAGUCUGCCUCCCAUGGAGUCAUCGAUACGGUCGAAAACAGAAAAGAGAUCAAUGUGCGAACGGGAGGGAUUGGCGACAAGGCAGCUAGGAAGAUGUACACCUUUGAUAUGGUAACUAAUGUAGCUAAUGUUAUUUGUCUAAAAUGGACUAACACCAAUAGCUACUUGGUUGGAAGGCCAUCUCUUCCAAAAUGUGCACCCUAACGUUACAUGUUAUCAAACCCUCAGGUGUUUGGUCCAGCUGCAAAGCAAAUCGACGUGUAUAAGAGUGUUGUCUGUCCCAUUCUGGAUGAAGUGAUAAGUGGAUACAACUGUACAGUUUUUGCGUAAGUACUGGUGAAUAAGUGACAUAAUCAAAAUCCCCUUUAUUUGCCAAGUACAUUUACACAUACUCUGAAUUUUACUUGGUGAUAUGGUGCUGCAAGCAAUAGGGCUGGGGUUUGCCAGGGACCUCAUGAUACGGUCUUAUCACGAUACUUGUGUGCCGAUACGAUAUGUAUUGCGAUUCUAUAUGUAUUCGAUAAUGUGAUUUUAUUACAUUUCGAUGUUCCAAACAAGCAUUGUCAUUUUGAAUUCCAUAACGUCAGUGUGGAGGAGGUGAAAAAAGUAUUGUCUAUCAACAAUGACAAGCCACCUGAGUCUGACAACUUGGAUGGAAAAUGACUCAGGAUAAUAGCGGAUGAUAUUGCCACUCCUAUUUGCCAUGUCUUCAAUCUAAGCCUACAAGAAAGUGUGUGCCCUGAGGCCUAGAGGGAAGCAAGUCAUUUCGCUACCCAAGAAUAGUAAAGCCCCCUUUAAUGGCUCAAAUAGACAACCAAUUGGCCUGUUACCAACUCUUAGUAAACUUUUGGACUUUUUUUGGGGGGGGGGGGACUUUCAGCCCCCUUAUAGGGAAGUACAUUCAACAUGCACGGCACUUACACAAAUGACUGAUUGGCUGAAAGAAAUUGAUGAUAAAGAUUGUGGGAGAUGUUUUGUUAGACUUCAGUGUGGCUUUUGACUAUUUGAUCAUAGUCUGCUGCUGGAAAAACUUGUGUUUGAAUUUACACCCCAUGCUAUAUUGUGGAUAAAGAGUUACCUGUCUAACAGCACACAGAGGGUGUUCUUUAAUGGAAGCCUCCAACAUAAUCCAGGUAGAAUCAGGAAUUCCCCAGGGCAGCUGUCUAGGCCCCUUUUAUUUUUUUUCAAUCUUUACUAAAGACAUGCCACUGGCUUUCAGUAAAGCCAGUGUCUAUGUAUGCGGAUGACUCAACACUAUACACGUCAGCUACUACAGCAAGUGAAAUUACUGCAACACAACAAAGAGCUGCAGUCAGUUUCAGAAUGUUUGGCAAUAAAUAAGUUAGUCCUAAAUAUUUCAAACUAAAAGCAUUGUGUUUGGGACAAGUCAUUCACGAAACCCUAAACCUCAACCAAAUCUUGUAAUGAAUAAUGUGGAAAUUGAGCAAGUUGUGGUGACUAAACUGCUUGGAGUAACCCUGGAUUGUAAACUGUCAUGGUCAAAACAUGUUGAUGCAACAGUAGCUAAGAUGGGGAGAAGUCUGUCCAUAAUAAAGCGCUGCUCUGCCUUUUUAACAACACUAUCAACAAGGCAGGUCCUACAGGCCCUAGUUUUGUCGCACCUGGACUACUGUCCAGUCGUGUGGUCAGGUGCCACAAAGAGGGACUUAGGAAAAUUACAAUUGGCUCAUAACAAGGCAGCACGGCUGGCCCUUAAAUGUACACAGAACAGACUAUAGGAGGCGCACAGAGCCAUGGCUACAUGGAACUCUAUUCCACAUCAGGUAACUGAUGCAAGCAGUAGAAUCAGUUAAAAAAAAAAAAAUCAAAUAAAAAUACACCUUAUGGGACUGUGAAGAGACACAGACAUACACGUGCUAACACUUACACAUGGAUUUUGUAUUGUAGGUAUGUGGUAGUAGAGCAGUGGCCUGAGGACACUUAAUGGGUUGUGGAAAGUGUUAUGAAAUGUGAUGUCAUGUAAUAUUUGUAAUUGUGUAUAUAACUGCCUUAAUGUUGCUGGACCCCGCGAAGAUCCUUAAUAAAUACAAACCUAUUGCUCACCAUAUGUCUGCUGCAGAGGGACAAGAGCCAUGAGAAAACAAGUUUUAAUCAGUCAUGGAAAUAAAAGUACAGAUAAUUGUGACUCCCUAUUUAAAAAGAUGGCAAACUAUGAAGGAGAAAUACUGGAGUUUUGGUGCAGGUACAACCGACUGGUGCAAAAGUAAUAAUGCGUUCUUGUCAAAACGAUGCGAUAUCGUCAAAUAAUAUCCCAAUAUGCAGCUAUCGUUUCCCCCCAUCACUAGCAAGCAAUAGACAACAUUUAGAGACAGACUACUGCGCAAUCCACAAGUUGACAAACAAAAACGGUGAAUACACGCGCAAUGACCAAACACUGUGGCUGCCUCACUGAGUGCCACACGCCCCCCCCAAAGCUGACAUUGGCCACUGAAGACUUGUCUGUCUGUUUUUAUAAAAUAUCUUUGCUUAAACGGUUUCUUCUUUGUCAUGUAGAUAUGGCCAAACGGGAACAGGAAAGACCUUCACAAUGGAAGGAGAAAGAUCUCCAAAUGAAGAAUUUACAUGGGAAGAGGUAUAUAAUAAUCAGAUCUGUCAAUUGACUUAUUAAUUUCCUCCAGUAUGUGUACUAAUGUGUGAUUUUAAAUGGACUCUUUCAGGACCCUCUUGCUGGUAUCAUUCCCCGGACACUCCAUCAGAUAUUUGAGAAACUGUCUGACAAUGGGACAGAGUUUUCUGUCAAGGUUUCCUUGCUGGAGAUCUACAAUGAAGAGUUGUUUGACCUGCUGAGUCCGUGUCCUGAUGUCACUGAACGCCUUCAGUUGUUUGAUGAUCCACGUAAUAAGGUACUACUCACUCACAUUUAUGUACGUUCCUAAUUAGUUGAAUUCCACAAGUGUCAACACGUCACUGCUGUUUCCCCAGACAACCUGUUAUUCCACCAAUGGGGUGAUGUUCUUAACCUUGUUAUGAGGUUUAAAUGUACUUUCUGUCCAUCAGAGGGGUGUUAUCAUCAAGGGCCUGGAGGAAAUCACGGUACACAACAAAAAUGAGGUUUACCAGAUUCUGGAGCGUGGAUCCGCCAAGAGAAAAACUGCCUCCACUCUCAUGAAUGCCUACUCCAGGUAAACCUGCAUGUCUGACCAGCUACACGUCUCAUAUCAAAGCCCAAGGCGUUAUAGUGUUUGAAUAGUUGAGUAUUGAUCUGCCCCUUUUUGUUUUUCAGCCGCUCUCACUCGGUGUUCUCCGUCACGAUUCAUAUGAAGGAGAUUACUGUUGAAGGAGAGGAACUGGUGAAGAUUGGAAAACUGAAUUUGGUAUGGUUAACCGGUAUUACCUACAAAUACCAUUGUCACAUCCUCUACCAGUGACUUACAAAGAAGGAUAACACAUUUGUCCUGUUUGUGCACCUGCUUGUGAUGCCCAUCAGGAAUUUUCGCUAACGUGACCUCACCUUGUAGGUGGACCUUGCUGGCAGUGAAAACAUCGGCCGAUCGGGGGCUGUGGACAAGCGGGCGCGGGAGGCUGGAAACAUCAACCAGUCUCUGCUGACACUGGGCAGGGUGAUCACUGCACUGGUGGAGAAGAGGCCCCACGUGCCCUACAGGGAGUCCAAACUCACCCGUAUCCUCCAGGACUCACUGGGAGGCCGCACCAAGACCUCCAUCAUCGCCACCGUUUCCCCAGCCUCUAUUAACCUGGAGGUGUGUCUGGCUGUCGUAUUGUCUCUUGGCACCAGUGUCUAGAUUGAUGCCUAGUUUUUAUCAAUGCCUCGAUACUCUAACUUUUCAUUUCGUGAAAUCCCCAGGAAACUCUGAGCACACUGGAAUAUGCCAACAGGGCCAAGAACAUCAUGAACAAGCCUGAGGUGAACCAGAAGUUGACAAAGAGAACUCUUAUCAAGGUAAAUAUAAGAACUAAAACUCUAAAUUGAAAUUUGGACUAUGCUCUGUUUACUUCAUGUAUGUUUUGAAUAAUAUUUUAUUUGUGGUAAAAUGUCCUGACUAAAAUAUUGCAUUUCAUCAUCAGGAAUACACAGAGGAAAUUGAGCGUCUAAAACGGGAUUUGGCUGCCACUCGUGACAAGAAUGGAGUGUAUCUGUCGUCUGAGAACUAUGAGUAAGUGCCCAUUGUACAACACACAAAUAUUUUGUUUAUGAAUCAAACGUUUUUACUCAAAUCUGUAUUGGAAGGUAUUCACUUCAAAAGGACAAAGUAUAGGAGAUUAUAAUUGAUCAACCCUCAGGAGCAUGGCAGGUGCGAUAUCUUCCCAAGAGGAGCAUAUAACAGAAUACACCGAGAAGAUUGCAGCAGUAGAGGAGGAACUGAAGAGGGUAAGCAUAUUUCAAAAUUAGUCAUAUUUUACUCCCUGUUUUUGGAUGAGCUGCACAGUGGCUACUGGCUCCACAUGACUAAUCCAAAAAUGUUGUAACCGUCCCUCCUUCCCAGGUCACAGAGCUGUUUGAGGAUAGCAAGGAGAAGCUGGACCAGUGCACCAAUGAUCUGGAGGAGAAGAACCAUAAGCUGGAGGAGACUCACAAGGACCUGCAGGAGACCAAGCAGAAGCUCACUGAGGAGGAGUUUAUAGUGUCUGAGCUGGCCUCCACCGAGGAGAAACUGUACACCACUGCAGACAAGGUUAGGGUGACAUUACAGCCAGUACGAAAAUGUAUGCACUCACUGCUGUAAUUCACUCUGGAUAAUAGUGUCUUCCAAAUGACUAAAAUGGCAUCUUUGAGAAUGUACUGUAUAUUAAAAUGACUGAUUUUGUCUGUUUUAUGAUUUAACGUUUUUUUUUCUCCAGUUGCUGACAACUGUUGAUGUGAGCACCAAAGACGUAUCUGGCCUGCAUGCCAAGCUGGAGAGGAAGAAGAAAGUUGAGGAGCACAACUCUGAGAUCCAGAUUAGUUUUGCUGACCACAUGGAUGCUAUGUUCAGCCAGAUGCAGAACUCUGUGGAAGACCAGCGCACCAAGCACCAGAGCAUGCUGGACUCAUACAAAACCUCAGUUGGUGAGGAGCUUAAAAUGGACUGGAAGUUUAUAAGAGUGAUAUGAGCGCAUCAUAGGAAUUAAUAUCUAAUUGAAUGUCUUUUGCUCCCUCAGAGGGUCUUCUUACAGUCAACGACAAAGCUUUCAAAGGUGCCAUGGCAACUGUAGCCACGUCCUUCUGCGGCAUCGACCACCUGUUUGCUGACGGCAUGACCAAGUGCCAGGCUAAGAUGAUGGAGCAGGAGACUCUGUGUGUGGAGGCCAAAAACACUCUGCACCAGGUUUUGGUAAGGAUAGAAAUUAAGCCAUGUCUGUUCUCUUCCUGUGUUUUUUCUGUCUCUCCCGCCUCUUUGUGCACACAUCUGUAUAAAGAGAUAUGUGAGAUAUGUCUUGAUAAAUACAAUCCUGUUUUAACAGGAGGAGCAUAAACUGGAGCUUGAGGAGGUCCUGGUGGCCCAGAUGUUGCCUGGUCUCAGUGCCAUCAUGGCCAUGAAUGACAGCCUGAAUAAGACACUGGUGAGCCACCAUGCCCUGGCAGCUAAGGUAAGGGAAGCUGGCUGAAAUAAUGCAUUUAAUAUACUCCAAAUAUUUUGCGUAUGUGUUGGACAAUUUAAUUAAUGCCUUCCUUUUUCCCAGAUGGAGUCCAUGAAAGUGGAGAUGACAUCGUUCUUCAGUGGCCAUGCUCAGGACCUGGCUGCCCUGAGGGAGACUGCCACAGAAGGUCUCGGCUCCCUAAAGACUGAGCAUGACAACCUGAAGGAACAGAUCAGCAGAGCAGACAAGGAGCACCAGACGGUACGGCCUGGGAUCGACUUGGAGUAGUCUAUAAAGUGUCUUCUGUUAUCACCCUCUGCAAUGAUCUGAAAUAACAAGAUGUCAAUGUAAUACUACACCUUGUGAUGCACGAUAGUGUUCCUCUUGCAAUGUCUACUCUGCUUUUAUUCAAUUAGUCCAGUCCCUGUUAGACAUCUGGAUGUUGAUGAAAAAACCCUGUUAUUCUCACUAUCGAGGCUGUUUGGUCAACAAGUGUGCUUUUCUAUCUGACCUUGUGACAUCACCUCUGUUUCUGGUCCUACAGGGCAUGACUCAAGUGAUCCAGUGUCUGCAGAACCAGCUCAACCUCCUAGCCAUGGAGACCCAGAAUAACUACGCCGGCCUGAUGAGUGCCUCCGACGCCCUGCAGGUCCCUGUCCAGUCCCUUCAGCAGACGCUGCAAACGUAAGUGCAACUGGGCCAUUGACCUAAUGUGACAUGAUUUAUCUGUCCAUGGUGUUGGCUUUGUCCAUUGAAUCUGCAUAUUACUCUUUUCACCUGAGAUGUUUGCCAGUGCAUAGCCUCUAACUCCUUUGAUUCCCUCUUUCAGGAGAUGCAGUGCAGCUGAGAACCAAACCGCAACCCAAAAGGAGUGUCUAGAGUCUACCACCGCCAGCCUGAUCUCUGAGGUCCAGCAGACUGCCCAGGAGGCCCAGCGCACAGUGGAGGAGUGCUCUGCCUACUGCAGCCACCUGCACAGCUCUCUUACCCAGCUGGGUGAGAGGAGUCUGCAAUGGUGUGCCUCCACCAAGGACAGCACUGACUCCCAGGCCCAGGCUCAGCUCACCGUGAUGAGAGAGAACACAGCCUCUGCUCAGACCCUGCUACAGGUGAACUAUACACUCCGAUGGAAUAUUGUGCAGUUUUACCUUAAACAGGUACUUGGUGGUACUUUAUGAAAUGGAGUACUAACAUUUCUUUUUUUUGUUUGACAAUUUUUCUUGGGCUGGUAGUUUCAAGUUCCAUUAGUUGUAUGUACGGGAUACUGGUAGUUUCAUUAGUUGUAUGUAUGGGAUACAAGCGGUAUACACCAUCUAACGAAAACUUGCAGGUUCUUUCUCGACAAUGGUAAAUGAUAAAAUAUAAGAAUAUGAACAAAGUAACUAACCUCGUAGAAUAGAAUAAACGUUUUAGCAUAAGUAUAAUACAGGAAGGCACAAUUUAUAGUCCAAUAUUUACAUGUGUUUUGGGGAAGGCAGGGAUUGGGGGGAAGUGUUUUUAAAUUGUGCAGUAUUUAGCAAUCAUUAAGUCUGGUAGCGCAGUUGUGUGUAGCAUGAAUGUACUGUAUGAGUGCGCUAAGGUUUGGAGAGUCUGUGCAGGUCAGUCCAGUUCAAGUGUUCAGCAGUCUGAUGGCUUGUUGGAUACCAACAGGCUCAGAUACAGUUUCUAUCAGACCUCAUUAGGGCUUUUUUUCCCGAUUGGUAGAACGAACGGACGACUUUCGGUCGACCAAGAUUUUAUUUAUUUAUUUAUUGUCUGGGACAGCCCUAGACCUCACGCUCCGGAUACUGUCUGGCAAUGUUCCCUCCCCAGGGACUGCCGCACAGCAGAAAAAUCAGCCUGUGUAGAGAAGCACGAGAUUGAACUUCACUCAACUUUCUAGACUUUUCCCCGUUAGUUAACACUAUCAAUGUUUCCCUUUUACUGUGGGAAUUGUGAUAAAAUCAAUGCAAUAUUAGCCACUUUCAAUGCAACAUACUGAAACAAAACAAACUAUGGAGACUUAGUAUGCAAAAAACCCAAUGCAAGAGAUGUUGUUGUAGGCAGAGCGCUUCGGAGUAGGUGUUCUAUUGCAUUGACAGGCAUGACUCCAGCCCAUGCUCUACACAGACCGGUGCGCCAUGACCAAUCAGAACUGCAGUAGGCCUAUGUGCAAAAAGACAAUUGCCAUAUAUGGAUUUGUGCCAUUCACUUUGAACUGGACUGUUUAACAGCAUGAGUGGUCGCGAUUAUUAUGCGCUUAUUUUGAGAUCAAAGCGAGCACUGCAUGUAGCCACGUGUGCACAUUUGUUCAUUCUUUGCUAGUUAGUGCGUUAUUAGCCCAGUUAUAGCAAAUUUGUAGUCCGCAAUGUGGGAGUGAUUGCUUCCUACAAGAGCACAAAACGUGUACAUUUCUAGCCAUCUUUGAAAAGUGAGUCAGGUAAAGAGCUUUUCUUUGUCUUAAAGGGGAAGUGUUGUAUUUACUUUGAGUAGCCAAUAGGCAGAGGGUAGCAUAAAUUGGGAAUAAUGAUGCAUUUGAUCUUGUAAAGUGGUUUCUUGCAUCAAACACAACAAUGUUCAGUCCCCUCCUUGUCUGAAGGACAAGUGGAUGAAUGGGUUAAUGUCAAGCCCUUCAUGUUUUUUUUAUUUUUCAAAAGUAAUGGAAUGUAGGCCUACAUUGAACACCACACAUUGACUGCUAGUGUAGGCUGAAUGAUAGAACUGCUAUUUCCAUGUUAAAAUGUUACGUGAUGCAUUUUCUCCAUUGUUUUGUUUAUGGUAGGCCUACAUUAUGAUCAAAUAGUCACAGUAGGCUCCUUGUCCACUGAAACAGUAAAUUAAAGCUGGGUACAGCCUCUGUGUUCACAGUAAACACGCGCCGGAAGUUGCACAGAAAUUUCACAAGGUUCAAAUUUGCGCUCCGCAGACCUGAGAUUUGCUCAGUGCCAAAAAAUAUUAGUAGACUGGUACUACACUGUUCAGUUUUACAAAAAUGGUUAGCUUCGCAAUCCCUGAGCAGCUCAUUACAUGUCGUUAUUCAUCAUAACUGACCGGUGUUUCUGUGGUGUGAAUCAGAGAGUGGAGCAGAGCUGUGAGGAGAGGGUCCAGGAGGUGAGUGGGCAGCUGAAGCAGCAGCAGGGGAUGGUGGAGGAGGGUCUGGGGGCCUUGAAGGAGCAGACAUCACUGGAUCAGAACACUCUGGAACACCACCACAUAGAACUCAAGGCCCACAUGGAGGAUGGCCUGGGCCUUGUCCACAGCUUCCUGAGCGAGGAGCUCAAACAGGAUGUCCCAACUGGUGAGACUGACGUGGAUGUAAUGCCAACUAAAAUGUUAAAUUGGCUUUUUUCUUCUACAUGUAUAGACUGAGUCACUGACCUCAUGUUUCCUUCUAUUUGUUCUGGUAGGUGCAACUCCUCAGAGGAGAGAGUUUGUGUACCCACGUCUCUUGGCCAAGUCGAAGAGCAGAUCAGAACUGCUGGACAGCCUCCGCCACCAGCAGGAGGAGCUGCAGGCAGCCCUGUUCCAGUGUGACACAGUAGAGGAGGAGAAGCAGGUCGAUCAGGUACACAGAGCCCAAUUCUUGGCAGUAUCGCAGAUUAGUGUCAUGAUUACAUUAAGGGAACUGUAUACACUGACUGAAUGCUGACUGAUCUUGACUGUUUAGCAUGUAACAGGCAUUAAUAACAUUGGAAAGGGUGAAGUUCAGUGUAUGGAAUAGAUGUUAUGACCUAAUGACAUCUAUGUUGCCAUAGGACUCUCUGGAGGACGAGUUGAGCAGCUACAACGACAGCUAUGUCACUGAGCCAUCUUACAUCGGCGAAAACCUAAUGUGCUAUGAGAAUGGAAGAGUGCCGUUCUUCAAGGUAAGAUUACCCCAGUGUUUCUUUGUUUAAGUACUAUCUCGCUCCUAGUCCCAGCUAUGGCUUUGUUUGAUUGUAACGUUUUCUCUCCUUUCAGCAAAAGAAGGCCGGCAAGAAGGAAAACAAACUCCUCAAUCGUUCCAAGAUGGCAGAAAAUGAAACUCACGAUACGCCACCCAGGUCCAAAUUACCACUCAGGUGUCAGAACUAGUAGAAUGUGACUUUCCUUUUACAUUUCUUAACUAUUUAAUAUUUUUCCUGU
Coregonus sp. 'balchen' is the source of this 11798-nucleotide messenger RNA. Lineage: Eukaryota; Metazoa; Chordata; Actinopteri; Salmoniformes; Salmonidae. The record is from the annotation of a GenBank genome assembly.